UUUACAUCCAAAGACCCAUCAAGGCUGCAACCAGAGAACCUGCCCAAGUAUUCUUGUCCGGACCUGGUGUCCCACAGUGGCUUCUGGGCAAAAGCGCUGCCAGAGGAACUCUCAGAAGAGGGAAACAUCAUCUCGUUUUGGGUAGACAAGAAAGGCAGAGUUUUCUACAAGCUCAAUGACUCUAACUCCACGCUGUUUUUCAACGGCGUACGUAUCUGUGAACCUCUCUGGGCUCUCAUAGAUGUCUAUGGUCUCACAAAGGAGAUCCAGCUACUAGACACUGAGAUGGUCGCGGUAAACUGCAUGCGCCCUCGUUCUUUUACCUCAGAGCGCCGAACCCCGACUCAGCGGAAGAGCCACGACCCCCGCCUCUCCAUCAGUAUGUGUGACCUGAGCCUGCGGGACAUGCAUCUGGACGACGAGGACGAGGAAGAGGAGCAGCCCUUCAGCCCCACGUCCUGCCACGUGCCCCAGAACUGUCAGAAUCUACAGCAGUGCUUGCUGCUACCCGGCCACUUGGACUCUGACGUGCACUUUCACGACGUGCACGGAAUCCACGUCACUAAGCUGGAUAAGCACAUCGUGGCCCGGUUGAAUCACCGUGGAGACGAGCGGACCCUGGUGUUCACCAGCAGGCCGCUGUACUGCUCAGAGAGCCUGUAUAUGAAGGUAAAGGUGGGACUCCCUCAUGCCAGGUGUCUUUCUUACGGCGUCACUUCCUGCGACCCCGCCACCUUGAGGCCCAGUGAUCUCCCAUGCAACCCAGAGUCCUUGGUCGACCGCAAGGAAUUCUGGGCCGUGGGUUGGGUGACAGUGCCGCUCCAGAGUGGAGAUAUUUUGGGCUUUGUGGUGAAUCCAGCUGGGGAGGUGAUGAUGAGCCACAAUGGAGUCAGGACGGGGAUGCAGCUGUGUGUGGAUAACUCAAGACCACUUUCAAUGUUCUUCGGGCUUCACAGCACCACCACUCAACUCAGGAUUUUAGGCUCAUCAAUGCAUUCCAACCUUCGAGGCUCGUCGGCGCCCAGCUCCCCAACGUGCGAGCUCAACGCCCCCCCGAUGCUCUGCAACCAAAACGCCAACCUCAACAAUCCACAGAAUAUGAACCUCAAUGCAAGACUCAACUCCAACCAGCACGCUUUCUUUCCUUCCUCCCCAGGCACAAUCCCAAUUUCUCCGUCCUCCAGCGCUCCGGAGUCUCCCACGCCCCCGUCAUCCCCCGUCUUAUUGGCCGACGAUUGUGCCAUCUGUUACGAGAACGCGGUGGACACCGUCCUGUACGCCUGCGGACACAUGUGUCUGUGCUACACCUGCGGCCUCAAGCUCAAGAUGACCAACGCAACCUGCCCGAUCUGCAGGAGGACAAUCAAAGAUAUUAUCAAGAUAUACCGAAAUGCGUAAACUCGGGGUUUAUUUUAGACAAAGUCCAGCCUCGCAAAAGCUUUUGUUAAAGCCUUGAAAAGUAAAAGGAAGUGAGAUCCA
This is a messenger RNA of Oryzias melastigma (Indian medaka), 1479 nucleotides long. RefSeq names its product E3 ubiquitin-protein ligase NEURL1. Gene Ontology annotation, biological process: nervous system development; negative regulation of Notch signaling pathway. The record is from RefSeq and is a predicted model, not a curated record. NCBI's taxonomy places the organism in Eukaryota, Metazoa, Chordata, Actinopteri, Beloniformes, Adrianichthyidae. Gene Ontology annotation, cellular component: plasma membrane; postsynaptic density. Gene Ontology annotation, molecular function: ubiquitin protein ligase activity. The transcript has 4 exons. The annotation marks the transcript as partial.